CGUCAAUCGUAUUCAGUCAUCCAGUCUAUUGUUGUUCGGUCGUCAUGACAAGUGCUUUGAUCUAGAAGUAAAAGUCUAUAAAGACAUACUGAUUACAUUCCGUGAAUACUUGGAUAAUAAUUAAUUAUUGCAAUUUUGGUCAAACAUCAAAUGUAAAAAUGGCAUCAUUCUGUCUUAUAACGAAUACAAAUCGUUCAAAAUAUUAUAUAGUGCCUACAACAAGUGUUUAUCAAUUGGAUGAGAAGGAUGAAUUGCAACCCGUUAAACCACGCCAAUACCAGGAUGGUAGUAUGUGUUAUGUCCGCGACAAAAAUCUGAAAUUAGGCAACGCAACUUUCACUAUAGUCGACGCUGAUGAUGAUUAUAAUGUAAUUAUAAAAAGGAAUCCGGUGGAUACUCGCAUUAUCACUGCAAAAUUGCCCGAAUAUAGCCCAGGUCUUAUAUCAGAUCAGUCGUUGAAGAAAACUUUAAAAAAAAAAAAAGACACACUUGCAACUUCAAGAGACAACAAUGUACGGGACUCGGGAGAUCAUUACCGUAUCCAAUUAGCUGAACCGGGUCAGAAGGAGCUACCUGAAUUAAGUGACGAUAACGUAGAUGAUGAAGAUGAUGGAGCUGACAAAGAGAACGAUAAAAGUCCUCCGCUAAAUCAAACUCCUUCUCUGAAUGAAACUCGUUCUCUAAAUGAAACUGAUCUGCAAAAUGAAACUUCUCCGAUGAAUCAGAUUCGGAAAGAACUUCAAACACCACGACCAAGAAAAAAAUUCGGUAUGCGAAGACCAUACAAUGCAACUGUAAGACAGCUUAAUAUUAUGAGUAAAAAUCUAGUAAAGAUCCGAAAAGCUCAGAGAAAUAUAAGAAAGAAGAGUGGAAAUUUACAACAGCAGCAGCAGCAGCAGCAGCAGCAGCAGCAGCAGCAGCAGCAGCAGCAGCCGCAAACUUCCAAAACCCCGAAUUUUAUAGAGACGAUCACUGUAGAAAAUGAUGUAGAGUACAUACAGAUUGGCCAAACAAAAUUCACAAGUAAUGAAGUGGCGAAGGCAGUUUUGAAACCAACCAUGCAUGGCCGUGCCUCCGCAAUGAUUGGGAAAUUGUGGACCGACGCAGAGUUACAGAAAAUGUACAUUAAGUGUCCAAAAGAUGAUCCCGAAAGUAUUGCUAUAAGUGAUACGCACUGCCUACGAGUCAAAGAACUCUGCUUAUAUUUACAGCGACGAAAGAAAAUAGACUGGUUACCAGAAUCAAGAGAUAAUAUUGGGCUUUAUAUAAAAAAAUGGAUCGGGGAUUUCUGCAAUGAGUAUCGCCGCAAAAUAAAAGAAAAGAACGCAGCGCAACAAUAAUGUCUAGGAUUAAUGGCAUUAUAUUUAAAUCUAAAAUUUUAACUUUAAAAAACACAUUUUACAUUUGUUGUAAUAAAUAUUGCACUCGAAUUGUAAGAAAAAUGAAACUAGUUCUAUUAUGAUAAAA
This is a messenger RNA of Cotesia glomerata, 1467 nucleotides long. Its product is annotated as probable serine/threonine-protein kinase PLK. NCBI's taxonomy places the organism in Eukaryota, Metazoa, Arthropoda, Insecta, Hymenoptera, Braconidae. The coding region runs from base 159 to 1340 and encodes 393 amino acids. The record is from RefSeq and is a predicted model, not a curated record. The transcript is spliced from 7 exons.